GGACAGACGAAGAAAACCAAAGUUCCAUUAAUUGUGUGACUUAAUAUACUGACCUUUCCCAGGUAUGCUCUUUACAGCUUCAAAUUGGGAGUAGGCGUACCCCUGACACCAGACAGCACAGACUUUGGCACUGUCCCUUCCUGCAUUCUUUGCUGCCAAUCUAUUCAAUACACACGUCCGUAAGCAGCUUGUGGACAGCAAAUCCUUUGCAGUAUGUACGCGCAUCGUUGCUCCUGAGCCCCUUAGAAAGGACACGGGCAGCAUUCCCUGACGACCAUGGCAGCCCUUCAUUUGAAAGAUAUUAACCACUACGAGGCGGAUGGGCACGCAACUGGCCUGUUGGGUCUGCCAGCUGUGCUUCAUCGGCUUUCGGACCCCAGCCAUCGUUGCCAAGGGCCGGAGCUGACUUGCCUGCUUCAGGCGCUAUGUAAGCAGCUCGUCAAUGCUGCUUCGGACACAACCUUGGCGAUAUCUACCUCCGCGGACAGCGCCCGCGUCGCCACAGCGCAGGCCGCUGCCGACAAUGUGGCAUUGGACUUGUCCAUUGGUGCCCCGGAGCAGUGCGUCCCCAGUCCUCAGCCUCUCAGCUCCGGCUGCGCUCCUUCUUAUAAUGUUCGUUCCCAUUCUGACAUCGAAGCGCCGGCCUCCUCCCAAGCCUUGCCGAACGCUGUCACCUCCACGAGCUACAGCCCUUCAGCUACUGCCCUCGCUCACCAGCACAACCUUCGCACCAACAACUCCUCCGCACGCCGCCAACAAGCGGGCCCAAGCAAGGUCCAAGCGCCCCCGCCGGCGCCAUCCCAGUCCAACCCGUCCUCGGCCCUCGUGGGCCUUUCUCCUGCUGCCAGCGAACCCACUCAGGGCCUAGCCGGCAUGGUGACAUCUGGCAUCGCCCUUCUUGUCGACCAUCUGGAGCACUUCCACUACCGGGCCAAAGCAGUCGCCCUAGACGGCUUGCUUUCCCUCUCAGCUGUAGGCCUCGGCCCUGACCGUCGCAUGGACGCUGCUGGCUUCGGGUCGUUGGCAUGUGGUGGAUCCAGCCAGUCAUCGCAUGGUGCGACUGCGGCGGCGGCAGCCAUUGCUGCUAUGGCCGCCGCUGCUGCUGCAGGCGGCGGUGCCAGCGCUGGAGGCGACGCACAGCCGCAGCAGUCACAACAGGAUGGGGUGCUAGAACCCGCAGCUCUAGUAGAGACGGUGCAAGCGCUGGGCGGGUUGGGGCUUGGCGACUGGCUGGCGCUCCGGAUCAUUGGGGCAGGCGCUGUGCCUCGGCUGCUAGAGAUGCUUACGCAGCGCACAGGCAUCAAUUUUGUGCCAGUACGGCAGUUGGCGUCGCAGGUGAUCCACAACCUCGCCCGCCGCCGCAACGCCGCCGUGCGUACUGCCUUGGUUCGCUGGCGUCCCCUUCCCGGUAUCAUCAGCGCUUUGGAUGUCGUACUUGAAGACAGUCCCGAGAUCGCGGCACGCUUGCUGCUGUCGCUGUCAGACCUGCUGCCCAUCGCCUCCCACCAAGUCGCCGGAGUCCUCCACAAGCUCAUUGCCAAGCACGGCCAACCACAGGAGCAGGCCGCCGCCGCAGCGCUGCAACAACAGCAACUCCAACAGCAACAAGCCCAACUGCAAGCACGCCAACAGCAGGAGCAGGAUGAGAAGCAAGCGGCGACGCAGAGCCAAGGCCGUCCCGAGACAAGGCGACAGGCGGCAGUGGCCGAACAAGACAAGGUCAGGACGCGUGCCAAGGCUGCCACGCAAGCUGCUGCUUCCGCUGCCGCUGGCCGCUCCGCUGCUGGAGGCGCUGCUGCUCCGAGCGUUGCCGCCGGCCGACCUCGCCGAGGCGCUGCUGGUGCGGCGGCGGCGGCGGAAAGCAAGAAGGGCGCCGUGGCGGCAGGACGCCCCGCAGCGGUUGCCCCUGAGCCCGCUCCUGCGCCGGCCCCUGCUGCUGCGGCGGCCACGGCUACUGUUGACCUGUUGGAAGCGCCCUAUCUGGGUCUUGCCCCGGACAUUGAUGUGCCCCUUGAGGGGUUGCUGAUGCGCGUGGUGGCUUACUACCUGCGUCUGGCCUACAAUGCCGUUCUGUCGCCUGCACCGCUGCCACCUCCGGUCGCCGCCAAGGCUCCGUACGACGAAGCCGAGCGGCGUGAGUACGAGAAGGCGUUGCUCGUGCACAAGGUGGAAGAACACCGGCGGAGGCGCAAGGAAGCAGGGCAGCUGGAUUGCUGCGUUGCAGCAUUGCUUGCCGCUGCACCGCUACCCAACUGCCUCUUUGACGCUAUGUCGUACAGCUAUGCCCGGGCAUUUGCUGUGCUUACGGGACCACCGUUGUCGGUUGCGCUGACAACCGCAACAAAUGACGGCCUGUGGCGAGCCCAAGACCUUAUGCCGUACGCCCUUGCGUUGCUCCAAAGCCUUGGCGGUGGCAGCGACACCGGCGAUGCCUGCAACGCCUCGUUGUCCCGGAGCUCUGCUGCGGGUAACGCUGGCGGCAUGCUCGUUCCGUCGCUGGCCGCCGCCUCCAUUGGCAUCCCUGCAAGCGCUCCUGGCGGCGCCGUCGGGCAAACGUACGUCACCUCUGGCGCCAUCGCCGCUGCACUUGACCGCUUUUGGGGCAUGGAGCACCCUCGCUCUGCCAUGCUCGGUCCCGCUGGCAACGACGUGCUUGAUUGCCCGGGUCCCGCUUUGCCUGGAGCGCCGUACGGCGACAAGCCCGUCUCGGAAGCCCUCAUGCAGCAGUGCGGCAUUGUCAUUCGAGCUGUCUUGGAGAGGACCACCCAGACCGCUGCUUCUCUGUCCGCCAACGCAUGCGCCACCGCCGCUGCUGCUGCCGCGGCGGCCACUGCUUCGGCUUCCAUGCCCGCUGCUUCCGCGGGAGCACUUGCAGCUCACCAGGCGUGCGUUGGCUUGCUAAGGUCGGUAGGUGGCAUGCUAGCCUCCAUCACCCGGGCUCAGCUCGCCAGCCGCAUCGCUGCUUCCAGUGACUGCCUGGAGCGACUCACCGGCAACCUGUCGCAACAUACCGGCAAUGUACCGGCGGGGGUGGUGCAGGCGCGCAUGGCACUAGGCCUCGCGAACGUCUGGGCCUGCGUGCACACGGCUGCGCUGUGCCGGCGGCGACGAGUAGAGCGACAGCAGCGUCGGCUGCGCGAGCAGACGCAACAACAGGAACUGCAAGGGAAGCCGCAAGAGCUGCAAGGGAACAAGUCACCGCUGCGGAGCGCUCGCAGCGGGGACAAGGAUGCCCCUGCAGUGGUCCCAGCCGAAGCUGCGGCGGAGGGAGGUGCCGAGCAGGCUACCGAGUCGGCGGAGCAAGGCGGCCUUCGUCGCAGUGCACGCAUCAAGCGGCGUCGUGACGGCGCGGCGGCCGCGGCGGCUGCAGCUGCCGCUGCGGCCGCCUCUGCUGGUGGUUCUGCACGUGCGCCAUCAGCCGGAGCUGCCGCCGAGGCACCGGCACGGGCGCAACAGCCGUCGGCAGGGAGCACUCCUGCGGGUGCGUCGACUGACACUCAGCCUGCUGCGGAUCCUCCCAACAGUCCCCCGGAUGCCCGUGCGCGUCGUGACGCCUUGUUGCUCAACCUUGUCGACCUCCUGGCGGCUCGCUUCUCGGAGGUACGACAAGUCCAGGCUUCCUUGGAGGACCUUCUGCGUCAGCCGGGUGCUGAAGCCGGUGCAAGCGGCAGCGGUGCCCUUACGCCCUCGGCGCGUGGUGCUGCUGGUUCCUGGCUCUCUGCGGCUGUGGCUGCUGUGGUGGUGUCGCCUGCCGAGAAGACACGCCUUGUCCUCGAGACGCAGGCCGUGCUGCUGCAGGCCGUGGCCUUGAUCCUGCCCGGCAUGGAUGCCUCGCAUGCACGGCGGCUACUGGACGCUGGUGCAGCGCACUGCUGCGCUCAGCUCAUCCGCGCCUCCUCAACCUCCACCUCUCAACCGCAACAACAACAGCAGCAGCAGCAGCAGACGCCCGUUGGAGCUUCUGCGGCUGCCAAGUCCAGCGCAGCCGCUACGCAACAGCGGUCCACUGCUCCUGAGCAAUCUGAUGAUGAAGUACUGGGGCCUUGGAGUAAUGAGCCUGCGCAUGGUGUCACCGCGACUCAGUCGCUGGGACUGCUCGUCCAGCUGAUGCGGUUGUCUGAUGGAGUGUCGUAUGGCGGAAGCGGCGUGCUGAAGACGGAAGCGCUGGCGGCGCUUGGCGGGGCGCUGCUGCUGCGGAUGCAGGGUGACAACGGCGCAGGUGUGCCUGAGCUACCGCCUGCGCUCGCGCCUCAGCAGCCCCAGCCGUCGCCGCUGGGCACCGAGACCGGGGCGGAGACUGACGCGGAAGAUCCCGUGGCACGCUGCUGGGACUUGCUGCUCCUGCUUUCUUCCGGCCAGCGCCCUUGCGCCUACCACGACGCCGUGCUGCAGCUACUUGUGCCACUGGUGGCUCUGACCCAUGGGUCGUCCACACGCUGCGCUAAAGCGCGCGCGUCCAUGGCGCCGGUGCUGCUGCAGGUCCUCCGGUGGAACCACAGCAAGUUGCAGAGACGGAGGCUGUUUCUCCAGGCGGCAGCGCUCUGGGCUCCGCACCUGCAGCCCCUGCUGCUGCGCCUCCCCCGCAUGGCCACCCCCUCCAUGGCCAUCCCAGAAGCACAACUCGCCGCUGCAUGCGCCACCGACGGACCACUACCAUCAUCCGUCGCCGCCGUACCCGUUAAGGCCGCACCCGCCUCCAAGACGCAGUCUCAGUCCACCAUGCCGUACAACUCUAGCCGCGGCGGUCGGUACGGCACUCCCACGACUGGGAUCCAGGGCCCGCACGUCAGCGGCAGCUCCGCCGCAACGUCCCAUGCUGGUCAGCGCACGCCGCCUUGGGGAACGUGUGCGGCUGCCGCCGCCGCAGGCGCCAGCAGCGGCACCGGGGGUGGUUCGACUGUGACGGCAGCCGCCGUCGGCGCUGCCUCGCUGGUCCUGUCACCCACGAACCACAACGUCUCUGGCAGCGGUGUGCGCAUGGCCGCGCUGCCGUCGGGGUUGAACCCUCUGCGCAGCCGCAGAGGCAGUCGGCUGGCGGGACUGGUUUCACCGCCGCCACCGCUGCCGCCGCUACCUCGAACCAGCGGCGGCGGUGCGAACGACGGAGAGCCGUGCACUGCGGUGGCGGGUGCGGGUGCGGGGACAGCAGCUGGGUCGUCUGCCGCUGCUCAAGUGGGGUCGGAAGCACAGGCGGCGUCAAGCGGGGUGACCCUUGGGUCGCUCUGCGAGCUGUUUGAGGUGGCGUUGGAGCGGGUUGGCGAUGCCGAGGUGGUUCGCCACAUGCACUUGUCAGGAUGGCUCGUGGCCCUCUGCCACGGCGCCCAAAGCGCGGACUCCGCCGCCCGUGAGUCCUGCCAACGCACCCUCGCCCAUGCAGCAUGCGCCGUUGCCGCGGCUGGUCGGCCCUUGCCGCCGCCGCUGCUGGCGGAACUCGAGGUCGACAUUGAGCUCCGGAACCAGGUCUGCCUGCUGGAUCCAUCCCUAGCCGCGCAGCUCCAACGGCGGAAAGUGGAAGUGCCUCUGCUGCUGCGCCCUUACCCGCCCUCCGCCACGGCAGAAGGUGCUGGCGGCAGCAGUAGCAUCGGCUCCGGGCUGGGGCUGGGGCUGCCUCCUGCAUGUGGAGGAGUUGUUUUCUGCGGUCGCCGGCGUGUGGGUCCGGGUCAGGCGCCCGUGGGAGCCGCCGCUUGGCCGCCUCGCCCGCCAUCGCAGGCCGGGCGGCCAACGCAGCCGCUUCCCACCUCGGAUGCCCCAGCAACCGCGGCAGCAGAAGCCGGCGAUAGCGCGGAGCUGAGGAAAGAGGGGGCCGCGGGGAAGAGCGGCUCGGAUGCCACGGAUCGCUCAGAGGAUGCUUUGCAGCAACCGGCUGCGGAGGGACAUGGGGAGGAGCAAGGGAAGGAGGUCAAGGAGGAGGAUGCCGAGGGGCUGCCGCUACCUCAGGAGCCAGCCCGGCGAGGGGGGCGUAGGCGGGGAACCGCGGCGUCCUCGUCACGUGGCCGCAAGGCUACCACACGAGGGGGUGCGGCCGCGGCGGCUGGAGGCGCCUCCAAUCGUAGCCGCUCCCGGAAGGGGACCGCAGCGCGCCGCGUUGUCUCGGACGCUGCAGAGCCCGAUCAAGAUGAGGACGGCGAGGAGCAAGGACAUGAUGCCCCUGUCGCUACUGGUGCUGCUUCAGGAGGCUCGGAGCCAGGCGUGGGUGGCCAGGCGUUGCCGGCUGGCCUCAUGGUUUCUCCCUCGCCGCUCCCCAAGCGCCGGCGUGUCAGCGAAAGCGAGGCAGGUAGCGAGGAGGACGCGCAGCCUUGGGCCUCGGGCAAGGCAGACGCCGCUGGCAGCCGGCGUGAUGCCUCUGCACCUGUUGAGGAGCUGCGCGGGAGCGCAGGGGCCG
Messenger RNA from Astrephomene gubernaculifera, 6382 nucleotides. The record is from the annotation of a GenBank genome assembly. NCBI's taxonomy places the organism in Eukaryota, Viridiplantae, Chlorophyta, Chlorophyceae, Chlamydomonadales, Astrephomenaceae.